This is a messenger RNA of Carassius gibelio (silver crucian carp), 4035 nucleotides long. Its product is annotated as zinc finger and BTB domain-containing protein 17. NCBI's taxonomy places the organism in Eukaryota, Metazoa, Chordata, Actinopteri, Cypriniformes, Cyprinidae. Gene Ontology annotation, cellular component: nucleus. Bases 268 to 1872 code for a protein of 534 amino acids. The record is from RefSeq and is a predicted model, not a curated record. Gene Ontology annotation, biological process: regulation of transcription by RNA polymerase II. Gene Ontology annotation, molecular function: protein binding; DNA-binding transcription factor activity, RNA polymerase II-specific; RNA polymerase II cis-regulatory region sequence-specific DNA binding. The transcript is spliced from 5 exons.
AAGAAGACGAAGCUGAAAUUGUUUUGAAACACAGGGAGCACAACAGAAAAACGAUGUUCUGAAUGACAGAAAUCAGACACAUAAAGACAGCAGACUUGUCUUGUGUUUUCCUCGAGAUCAGCGCGAGUGUUUGUUUCCGUUUGCUGUUUCGUCGCGUGAUGUGGAUCAGCUACACUGAUCUCUAGACACCAUAAACCUGAUUUAAGUUACUCUGGUUUUGAGGAUUGUUGAUUUCUCCUCGAUAAAUCACUCAACUGUAGUGAAAGCAUGGAUGUGGAUGUGGUGAGUUUCCGUUUGCCUGCGCAUGGAGACACUGCCCUGAGUAACAUGAACUUCCUGCGGACGCAGCAGCACUUCUGUGAUGUCACCAUCGUGGCGGGAGGCAGGCGCAUGUUCAGGGGUCACAAGGUCGUACUGGCGGCUUGCUCUGCGUUUCUAAGGGACCAGUUUCUCCUGAACCCCUCAUCAGAGCUACAGCAGGUGUCGAUGUUGCACAGCUCAGCAGUGGUAUGUGAACUCCUCCAGUCCUGUUACACAGGGAUGCUGCAGUUCAGUGCCAAAGAGAUCGUGAACUACCUGACUGCAGCCAGCUACCUGCAGAUGGAGCAUGUGGUGGAGAAAUGCAGAGGAGCCCUGAGCCAGUACAUGCAGCCCCGCAGUCGCAGCCCCAUUACUGUGAAAUCGGAAGAUCCUCAGUCUAUGCCAGUGAUUGUCAGUGGAAGUACCCAUUCGUUGGGAUCCAUUUCAUCCCCUUCUGAUACGGCAUCACUGCAUCCUCACAGUUCAGGAAAGGAGCUCCAGGCUGCUGAUGCCGAACUAUCCAACAUCCCUCACAAAGAUGACAGUCAUUUGACCAUACACUGUAUAAGGGGAUCCGAUGCAUCUGGACACUUUGAGGGAGAGGACGGGCCUGAGAGUGACGUCUUUCAGGUGCAGAUCAACGAUGAACAGCAAGACCCGGAGAAGACCUCUGGUGCUGAGGAGGAAGACAGAGAAGCUGUUGUCAUGUUAAAUGACCACGAACCGAUGGACGCAAGUAUAGAGGAGCCCAGUAUGGAGGGGCAAGCUAAAGGCAACGACCACAGAGGGGCAGGCCGCAUGUGGAGACGACGGCAAGGAGAGCACAGGGGAGGCAGAGGAAGAGGCUUUAAACACAGGAAGCGAUACACUUUCAAGGACCGCAAGCUCUUGGGAAACUACCAGGAGGCUUGGCGAUUUCCAACCCCUGAUGAAAUGAUGGGUAAUUUUGGAGCAGACUUUGGGGCUGAUUACCUAUCCAAUCAGCAUCUCGCAGAUGGUACCGUCCGCAUUGAGUACAGUCCUGGAGAAGAGAUUGGCUCUGAUGGAGGUCCUGCACACUUUGGUGUGGAAGCUUCCAGCGGGGAACAGGGAAUGAGAGUCAGGACACAUACAAAUGAGCAUGGAGCUGCUGACGAGUCUGUGGCGGUGGUGGGAUCCACGUCCUGUGUAGCGGGACCAGUGGUGUGUGAGCAGUGCGGACUAGCAUUUUCCACAACGCAGGACUUAGCCAUGCAUUCCCUGUCAACUCACCGGCUGUAUGUGUGUCCAUGCUGCGGGAAGCACUUCAGCCACUCCAGUAACCUCAACCGCCACAUGAUCGUCCACCGUGGAGUUUCCAAGCUCCACUGUUGCCCCCUGUGCCACAAGACCUUCACUCAGAAGUCAACACUGUGCGAUCACAUGAACCUGCACAGUGGGGAGCGGCCGCAUGUGUGUGCGUACUGCCACGUCAGCUUUGCCCAUAAGCCUGCUUUACGCCGUCACCUGAAAGAGCAACAUGGAAGGACAACGGCCCAAAACUAUCUGGAGAUGCAGCGAAACAAUGAGGGGAGUGUUGGGGAAGGGGUUUAGAUCAGAUUUAAAAUGUUACUCUGUUAAUGAAAUCAGAAUUAACCCUAUUUACUUUCCUAAAGGUGCCAUAGAAUCCACUGAUACAAUAUUUUAAAUUGUUCUCUGAUGUCCCCAGGGUGUAUGUGUGAAGUUUUAUCUCAAAAUACCCCACAGAAAAAAAAUUAUAGCUUGUUUUCAUAUGCCACUUUUAGGUUAUGAGCCAAAACACGCUGUAUUUGUGUUUGUCCCCUUUAAAUGUAAAUGAGCUGGGGCUCCCGCCUCCCUUUUCAGACGAGUGUGGAGCUUCAAAAUUGCUUCCAUUUGCGUUACAAAGCAUUGGUAUCGAUCCCUCUUUCAGAAGCAAUCUUUGCACAACUGACCCUUGUUUGUGAGGCAAACCUGUGUAUAUUGUUAGAAAAAAGUUUUUUUUCUGUGACAUUUCCUUUGAAAAUGAAAGGUAACCACCAUGUCCCCAGUAGUCUAUGGAGACCCCUAUGUUCGUUGGUGCAUCCCAAAACACAACACUUUUAAUGGCUCUUUGGUGCUGACAUUGCAUCUCCAGCAACUACAGCAAGAGAACAGUAAUGGUGGACCGCAGCUUCUCACUCAGGGUUGUGUAUAUUGCCACGUUUCCACCGCAGGAACUUCCACUACCCAAGAACUAUUGACUUUGGCCUGGUACUUGGUGUGUUUCCACCGCAGGAACCAGGAACUAAAUAAAGUUCCAGGUAAAAAAUCAAGUACGCAGCUGUUUGCAGAACUACCGGACUUGCGUCGUCAUGGACAUCACACUCCCGAGUCAAAUGCACUGAGUCUGAACUACCAAGGAGGCACAUCCAAAAUCAGCGUACUUUGUAUUGAGAAAUGCGCGCAGACCUACGUCACCAAUCUAUUUGCCUAAUCUUCCCGGUACUUUACACCGAGUGGAAUCGCAGAAAGCAACAGGUGUGGGGGGAAAAAAGUUCCUGGUACAAAUGUUCCGGGUAAUUUCGGUGGAAAUGCGGCAUAUGAUAAUAUGGCAGAAAGCAUCACAACUGGGAGGGACUUUCCCUGAGCAUGACGUCAUGGUAGUGAGAAAUUUGGAACUGCUUGUGUGGACCGACUGUUUAUGAUUUAUUGGGAUUAUAAAACAGUGAGUGGGUGGAUUUUUACAAUUAUAGGCUGGUUGUCUUCACACACUGCGGCCACACAACUUUGUUCAAACGUUCACCUUAUAAAAGUGAUUUUUGUAUUAUAUUGCACCUUUAAUACACAUGUCUUGGCUUAUUGUGCUCCAUUUAUAAGUGCACAUUAGGUUAAAAUGUAUGUCUUUGUAAUCGGUAUGUAAUAACUGUAUUGUUGCAGCAAAAUGAUUCAGAAUUGUCAAUGUGCAAGCCGAACACUGCUAAAGCAUUUGAGCCUGAGAGAUCUGACUGAAUUUAUACUCACUCAUAGCAACAGUUCACCCUAUAAUGAAAAUUCUAUUAUUUACUCACCUUCAUGUCAUUUUAAAACCUCUGAGAAACACAAAAUAAUACAUUUUGUCUGAACUGGUAAACGCUUUUCCAACGUCAGGCCGAACCAUUCUUGUUGCUUAACUGUUUCAUUCCAUGCUGAUCUGGCCCAGCCAGUAUGGAUAUGAUUUCAUUUCCCACUGUGGGGCUGACAACAAAGCUGGUUCUACAAAUCUACAGAGAGAAACUAGCAGCCAGAAUCAGACAACAAACAAGUAACCCAUGCUGAGUAGUGAAGUCACUACACUGAUUCGACCAACACAGUUCGGCUCAAGAGGGUAUCUAACUGUAACCAUUACUUACUGUUCUUAGAACCAUUAAACCUGACAGUUGAAAAGCAGUUAAUGAUAUUGUUUAAACCUCAAUAUCAUAAUUUUUUAAAGAUUACAGAAUUUCCAUUUUUGGAUGAACUACCACAUAAAAGCAAAAAUAUUACCUUUUUUGUGUUUCUUUACAGGAUAAAAGUCUUUUUACUACAAGUGAUAAGACAAUAACGGAUGUCAAAUGAAGGUCUUGCAUAUCUGUGGCUUGUAAGAGUGAUAAAUGUUAAUAUAAACAAAAUAAAAUGUCCAUGAAUUAGUACUGUUGCGUGAUGAGGAAAGUAAGAAAACGUGUUUGUCAUUUUUGUUGUAGUGCAAGUUUAGUGUCUGUAUGUUGCAACAAAGCCGUAUUAAAAUUGUCCCAACUGUAA